Messenger RNA from Puntigrus tetrazona (Sumatra barb), 1375 nucleotides. Its product is annotated as intelectin-like. The coding region runs from base 128 to 1087 and encodes 319 amino acids. Gene Ontology annotation, molecular function: oligosaccharide binding. Lineage: Eukaryota; Metazoa; Chordata; Actinopteri; Cypriniformes; Cyprinidae. The record is from RefSeq and is a predicted model, not a curated record. The transcript has 8 exons.
GCCAAAGAGCGGAGGGCGGAAGCUACCUGGUCCGCUGGAGGGCCACGCGCAUCUUCAGACUUGCCCGAGCUGCGUCGAAGGUGCUCUCUAAAUCAGAACAGGGAAACGCACGACAAAAACUACAAACAUGUUUUCAUGGAUCCUUCUCAGCCUCUCACUCUCACUGAAUUUAUGGUUCUGUGAGGCAGCAUUAACUACUCAACAAGAAGCACCACAUAAUAUUAUGGAUCAAACCAACAUCAACCCUGAAGUUGUAAAACUUCUGGGCAGAAUUAAAUAUGCUGCUCGAAGCUGCAAAGAAAUUCGUGAGAAGUAUCACGUUUUUGAUGACGGCCUGUACUAUCUGGUCUCCUCAAGAGGAGUCCUUUACCAGACGUUCUGUGAUAUGACCACUGCCGGCGGCGGCUGGACGCUGGUGGCCAGUGUUCAUGAAAACAACAUGUUUGGAAAGUGUACUGUUGGGGAUCGCUGGUCUAGUCAGCAGGGCAGCAACCCAAACUGGCCUGAGGGUGAUGGGACAUGGGCAAACACAGUCACAUUCGGAGCUGCAGAAGCUGCCACAAGUGAUGAUUAUAAGAAUCCUGGAUAUCACGACAUUGUAGCACAGGACAUAUCUGUGUGGCAUGUUUCUAAUAAUAUUGAGCUGGAACACUGGAAAACUGCCUCCAUCCUGAGAUACCACACUGAAAACCACUUCUUAACCUUACACGGAGGAAACCUUUUCAAUUUAUUCAAGAAAUUUCCUGUGAGGUUUGGAAUGGGCACAUGCAUCGUUGAUAAUGGACCUGCAAUUCCAAUAGUGUAUGAUACUGGAAAUGCAAUGUCAAACAAAUAUCUGUAUGGUCCUCAUUCAAGAGGAAUAUUUGAGCCAGGAUUCAUCGCAUUCAGGGUCUUCAAUAACGAAAAGGCAGCUAUGGCUUUUUGUUCAGGCGUUAAACCAACUGGUUGUCACACCGAGCACUUCUGUAUUGGUGGAGGUGGACACUUUCCUGAGGCCGACCCUAGACAGUGUGGGGACUUUACAAGCUACGACUGGGAUGGUUAUGGUACUAAUGCAGGAUGGAGUGCUUCCAAAGAGAUUAACUGAAGCAGCUGUAUUUCUGUUUUAUCGUUGACACCCUGAUUGGUCUAAUGUUUUACAUUAGAUUGCACCUGAAUGUUACAUACACAAUUACUUUCAAAAAUGUAUUUCAUUACAAUAUAUAUCCUUUAUUAAUCUUUACUUUUAAGAAUGCAUUUGCAUAAGGCGUUUGUCACUGAUGAAAAAUAGCCAUAUUAUUUACAUCUAACAUACUUUCAGUGUUCAUUUUUUUUAUAAUUGUUUUAAAGUGGAACAAAUGUAUACUGUUUCAAUAAAACCAAUACUUAUCAACAA